Gongylonema pulchrum is the source of this 765-nucleotide messenger RNA. NCBI's taxonomy places the organism in Eukaryota, Metazoa, Nematoda, Chromadorea, Rhabditida, Gongylonematidae. The record is from the annotation of a GenBank genome assembly.
AUGCGUCUUCCAGGACUGGACAGUACAAUGUUUGAUUCCGGUCAGCUAUCGCAUUCGAUGCUUCGCGCUCACUGUCACAAUGUAAUCGAUGAGGAAUUGAAUCGCCCGGAGCAUCGGAAUGUGCAAAGUGGUGGUGAAAUGAAGCGCAAAUCAGGCAUUCAUACUGUGUAUUUUCCAUCAGUACCAGAUGCUCAUCAUCCGCCGACAAUGAAGCAACCUUCGGUAAGCCAGAAACAAGCCACCACAUCACCGGUCGGCAUUACUCGUUUUGGCUCUACAACAUCCAGUAAUAUGUCCCCGGUAGCAUCACAUUCUCCGUUACUUUCACGAGUAUCACCAGUCCAGCAGCAACAGCAACAGCAGCAACAACAGCCCUUUCCUCAUUUUGUACCAAUGCUUCGUGCACAACGCCAACUACGUUUUGCACCAUCGCAGCCCAGUGCCUCUCCUGGACUUUCAGUGGCCCCGGGAUCCGAAACGAUAAGCGCUGCUGCUGGUGCCUAUAGUUGUUCCGGUGUACGUACUCAAACUGCACCACUCCUUACACCAGCAGCAACAAUGUCCGCUUUGCCAGCAAAUAUGUUAGCGCCAGGAAAUAUCACCGCCAGUUCUCCGACAUUUCACACUUCACCACUGGUCCCCGGAACUGUCGCUGCACAGAGCGCUUCCUCGCCAAUGUUACCUCUCACUAUUUCAACAUCUGUAGCAGUUGGCAAUGCGAAACCAGCUAACACUACUCCUCUUGAGGUAUCAGGAAUUCUUUGA